Molecule: messenger RNA, 1668 nt
Organism: Strongylocentrotus purpuratus (purple sea urchin)
Lineage: Eukaryota; Metazoa; Echinodermata; Echinoidea; Camarodonta; Strongylocentrotidae
Product: glutathione S-transferase theta-1
Exons: 5
Coding region: 188-868 (226 amino acids)
Biological process (GO): glutathione metabolic process
Cellular component (GO): cytoplasm
Molecular function (GO): glutathione transferase activity
Source: RefSeq, a predicted model, not a curated record
CACAGUGCACUGUUUCAAACAUGCACACACGCCCGCACAAAUCUUCAACGUGAUCGCUAAUCGUGUCAUAUAUUUUUUGGACUUUGAUCAGUCGUCCACCAUUUUGAACAUAAGGCACUCUUUUCUUGAUUUUCAUUGCUGAAGGACACAUUAUCUUCGGGUCCUCUUCUGACGAUUAAGUUUCAUCAUGGUUGUCAAGGUUUACAUCGAUUAUAGCUCACAGCCUUGUCGUGCGCUCGUCCUCUUUCUGAGAAACACCAAGAUCCCUUUUGAAAUUGAAACAAUUGACGUGAUAAAAGGUGAUCACAAGAAACCAGAUUAUGGAAAAGUGACUCCUCUGCGGACAAUACCUGCUAUUCAAGAUGGGGAUUUCAGUAUGGCGGAAACUGUGGCGAUUAUUCGGUAUUUGGCAACGAAGUAUUCAGACCUAGUCCCAGACCACUGGUACCCAAAGGACCUGAAGAAAAGAGCCAGAGUUGAUGAAUACAUGGCCUUUCAUCAUACAGGAACCAGAGGAGCGUGCUUUGGGAUGUUCACCAGUGAGGUCUACGUUCCGUUGUUCUCCGGAGGAAAGCAGCACGCAUCAGAAGAAAGGGUGAAGAGAGACGAAGAAAACCUAACCAAACAACUAGACAAGCUGGAGACUGCUUUCUUGCAGGAUAAUGAUUGGUUGGCUGGAGAUGAUAUCUCUGUCGCUGACAUGCUCGCCGUCCCUGAGAUGAUGCAGAAUACCAUACAUGGACGAGAUGUCACAGAGGGGCGACCUAAGCUCAAAGCCUACGUAGAUCGUGUGAAGAAUCGUCUUAAUCCUGCCUUUGAUGAAGUCCACGAAGUCGUGUAUGCAUGGAGGGAUAGCUACAACAAAUAGAUUCUCAAUUAAAAUCUCACGUUUCCACAAGUUUUUAAUAUCGAAUCAUAUUCCCAAUCCUUUGAGUCAAUCGAACAGUUUUUCUUUACGGCUCUUUUUCUUCCUCUCAUCUUUGAAAUUAUUUUCUCUCUUUGUCUUAUAAAUCUCCAUGUAACAUUUGAUCUUCACAAUUACCUCUCAAUUCUCCCUCAUUCAUUUUCCAUCCCCAUUCCUCCUCAUUCCUCCUCCUCCCCCCUCUCUCUUUUUUUUUCUCUCUCUCUCUCCCUCUCUCUUUUGUCUUUGUAAUGUGUUAUGUUUUACGAAUAUCAAAUCCGAUUUUAGUAUAAAUGUUUGAGCUAUGUGCCGACUAUCUUUUGUUGACCUUUUCCAGAUGUGCGAUCCACAGGCCGAUGACAUAUCCACUACACCGCGAGACCUCAUAACGACACAAAAGCUGAAGAAAAAAUUUACAAUGUGAAUGUCACAUUCCCUUUACAUUAGGACGAUUGUAUCCUCAUUCGUUUUGUUAUUAUUUUUCACGACAUAGGAAUGCAUGGAAAUAAAAUGUUACAUUCCGUCUAAUCAUUAUAUUUAACUUAGCCAUUUUUAGAUUAUCUAAAUAUCCAAAUGUGUCUAUGAAAGAAUGUCUUCAAGUUGGACAGAACAUUUGAGAAUGAAAGGACUGUUUGGUGGAGGGGAAAAUUAUACAGAUAUCCGAAAAAUCUCCAAGGGAGAUUGCAUGUACAAUAGCAUACAAAUCCUUAUAUAUAUAGUCAUGAUAAAUACUAAAAAUGUAAUAAACUAUUGAAGUGGCAAAUAUG